AUGUCUCAACAAUCUACUAACGCCCAUAUUUACAUUUAUAUGCUUGAACAAGGAUAUCGAGACGCAGCUAAAGUAUUUAAAAAAGAAGCGAGAGUUGAUUAUGAUGCUGAGGCUAGUUGUAUUGAGUGUAUUUCUGCGUGUUCUUCACAGUCAUUAGAAAAGAAAGAAGGGAUUAUAAGAAAAUCUAGUUUAGUACCAGAUAACAAAAAACCAGUAACUAAAACUGAGAAAGAAGAAAAAAAAAAAGAUAAAAAGGUAUCGAAAAAAGAAGAUGAAAAGAAAGUAUCAGAAAAAUCAACACCAAAGAAAGAUGAAAAUAAACCAAAAAAACCAAAAAAUGCUUAUUUAUUAUUUUCAUCUGAAAAGUAUCCUCAAUAUAAGAAACAAUUCCCUGAUUUAAAAAUAUCAGAGAUUGGUAAAAAAAUAGGAGUCGAAUGGAAAGAAUUACCUGAAGAACAAAAGAAAAAAUAUAUUGACCAAUAUUAUGCAUCUAAAGCAGAGUAUAAUGACAAGCUAAAAGAAUAUGAUGCACAAACAUUAAAUACUGACGAUAAAAAAGAAAAGAAAACAAAAAAAACAACAAAGAAAGAAGAUGAAAAAGAUACAGAAGAAAAAAAACCAAAAAAGGUUGAAAUUAAAAAAGAGGAUGAAAAGCCUAAAAAAGUUGAAAGUAAGAAAGAAGAAAAACCAAAGAAGGUUGAAGUUAAAAAAGAAGAAGACAAAUCUAAGAAAGUUGAAGUUAAAAAAGAAGAAGAAAAAAAGGAAGAAAAAAAAGAGAAGAAACAUUCAAAGAAAGAAGAUAAGAAAAAAGAAAAAAAAGAAGAAACGAAAAAGAAUGAAGGAAAGAAAGAAAGCGAUAAAAAAGAUGAUACAAAAAAAGACAAGAAAGUGAAGAAAUCGGAAAAGAAAGAUGAGACCAAAAAAGAGGAUGAAAAAAAACAUGAAAAGACAGAAGAAAAGAAGCCUAAAAAACUUGAAAGUGAAAAAGAAGAAAGUAAAAAAGAAAAGAAACAUUCAAAGAAAGAUGAUGAAAAAUUAAAAAAAACAGAUGACAAGAAAAAAGAUGAAGAGAAAUCAAAAAAAGUCGAAGACAAGAAAGCUAAAAAACAAAAAAAGGAUGAGUCAAGUUCAUCUGAUGAAGAUAUGAACACGGUUCUUCUUAAAAUUCAAAAAAAAAUAAAAUCGUAA
Messenger RNA from Entamoeba dispar SAW760, 1188 nucleotides. RefSeq lists its product as uncharacterized. Gene Ontology annotation, biological process: negative regulation of DNA-templated transcription. Gene Ontology annotation, molecular function: nucleosomal DNA binding; nuclear receptor binding. Lineage: Eukaryota; Evosea; Mastigamoebida; Endamoebidae. Gene Ontology annotation, cellular component: SWI/SNF complex. The record is from RefSeq and is a predicted model, not a curated record. The coding region runs from base 1 to 1188 and encodes 395 amino acids. The transcript has a single exon.